CGUCAACGGCACGAUGAGAGCAAGAGGGGGGGUAUAAGUCUCGAUACGGCGCCGCUGUAGACUUAUCUCUGGCUUCCUCAGCAGUCGCUCCAUUGUUCCCCGAGAACCAAGCCCGGACCUAGCUGCAUCCCGCCAUGAAGUCUUCGAUUCUUGCCAGCGUCGCCACCAGCGCUGCUGGAGCUCUCGCGGCCGGUGGCGCCUGGCAACAGUGCGGUGGCAUUGGUUGGAAUGGAGAUAAGACGUGCAUCUCGGGCUACUCGUGUGUCUACUCGAACGAUUGGUAUAGCCAGUGCCUACCGGGCGCUGCCGCUCCCACCACCUUGUCGACGUCGACGACCUCAAAGGUCAGCACGACUUCUUCGACCAGCACGAAGUCUUCGGCUGCUCCUACAGCCACACCGACGACCACACCUGCUGGCAAGUUCAAGUGGUUUGGAGCCAACGAAGCCGGCGCAGAGUUUGGAAACGACGUCUUCCCUGGCACCUGGGGCAAGCAUUUCACUUUCCCUGACAAUGCCGCUGUCCAGACCUUAAUCGGCCAAGGGUAUAACAUCUUCCGCGUGGCCUUCUCCAUGGAGCGCGCUACACCCAACACGUUGACGGGCGCCUUGGACACGGCCUACAUCAAGAAUCUGACAGACUCGAUCAACUACAUUACAAAUGCGGGCGCUUACGCCAUCCUCGACCCCCACAACUUUGGGCGCUUCUACGGCAACGUGAUAACCGACACGUCGGCCUUCCAGACGUGGUGGAACACCAUCGCCAAGCAGUUUGCCUCCAACUCCAAGGUCAUCUUCGACACGAACAACGAGUACCACGACAUGGACCAGAACCUGGUGCUCAAUCUCAACCAGGCCGCCAUCAACGGCAUCCGGGCCGCUGGCGCCACGUCCCAGUACAUCUUUGUCGAGGGCAACUCGUGGUCUGGCGCGUGGACGUGGAACACGACCAACACCAACCUCGCUGCUUUGUCGGACCCGCAGAACAAGAUCGUCUACGAGAUGCACCAGUACCUUGACAGCGACGGCUCGGGCACGAGCACGGCGUGCGUGUCGACGACCAUCGGUGUCGAGCGCGUCGUCGGCGCGACGGCCUGGCUGCGGGCCAACGGCAAGCAGGGCAUCAUUGGCGAGUUCGCUGGCGGCGCCAACAGCGCGUGCCAGACGGCCGUCAAGGGCCUGCUCGACCACCUCAAGACCAAUAGCGACGUGUGGACUGGCGCCCUCUGGUGGGCCGCUGGGCCGUGGUGGGGUGACUACAUCUACGGCUUCGAGCCCCCCUCGGGCACUGGCUACACAUACUACAACUCCCUGCUCAAGACGUACACCCCGUAAGCUGGCCGAAGCUGCGCGCCAACCGGCUGAAUGCUCCCUGGCAACAUGGGGGGGAAGAAAAUGGUGGUAGUGAGAGGUGCCCUGACGCACAUAAGACGUUGACUCGAUUCUCUGUACAUAC
This is a messenger RNA of Lasiosphaeria miniovina, 1455 nucleotides long. RefSeq names its product glycoside hydrolase family 5 protein. The record is from RefSeq and is a predicted model, not a curated record. Bases 135 to 1334 code for a protein of 399 amino acids. The transcript has 2 exons. Gene Ontology annotation, biological process: glucan catabolic process. Gene Ontology annotation, cellular component: extracellular region. Gene Ontology annotation, molecular function: cellulose binding; hydrolase activity, hydrolyzing O-glycosyl compounds. Lineage: Eukaryota; Fungi; Ascomycota; Sordariomycetes; Sordariales; Lasiosphaeriaceae.